This is a messenger RNA of Enterobius vermicularis (human pinworm), 5862 nucleotides long. The record is from the annotation of a GenBank genome assembly. NCBI's taxonomy places the organism in Eukaryota, Metazoa, Nematoda, Chromadorea, Rhabditida, Oxyuridae.
AUGAAGUGUUGCGAGGUGUGUAAUGCUGUGUGGAUUGCUGAUGCACCUGCCUUUCCCAUCCCAAGUUGUUCAUUUUCCGACGACGAAACUUGUACACCGCAAACUGAGAUGGUGUCAUUGGCUACUGAUGUUGCUGCUAUUGUGCUGCCAACAGACCGGCGGCCAAAGACCCAGUUACAACGAUAUUGUAGCCGAGUAAUAGACAAUGCCACCGGACGCCUUUAUGUUGGUGGAGUGAACAAUAUAUACGACUUAAAACCUUCUGAUCUUAGCGUAAAUGCACAUGCAAUUACGGGUCCAAAAAACGACUCUAAGCAAUGUACAGGUAAUCCAUGCUCGAACGCUGUCGGCAAAAAAGAGAAUUCUCAUGUUACAGGUUUAGCCAUCUAUGAAAAUCAAUCUAAACUCAUUGAAUGCUCUAAUUUAUUUCAGGGUCGGUGUCGUUGGCGAGACUUGACUGAUAUUAGUCGGAAUGAUACUGUCAACGAAUCACUUGAACAUUUUGUUGCCAACGACCCCUCUUUCACCACUGUGAUCUUUGUUGGGACAGAACCUGCCCUAUAUGUUGCUUCAACUUACGUGCCUGAAGACUAUGGCGGUCCAUUCCGUGAUACUGUGCCCGCUGUUGCUUCACUUUCUCUUUCACGUGAUGAAACUUUAUUUGAAAUAUCUCACAAAGGAGUUGGUGGUGGGACUAAAAUUAUGUUGAGUAGUAGUUAUCGAAAUUUUUUCAAGAUUGAAUACAUUGGCGGUUUCCAAAGUGGCAAAUUUGCUUACUUUGCUACAAGGCAACCGGAGAAUAUCACUUCAAAUGUAAUAGGUCCAACAAUCUCUAAAUUGAUUAGAGUUUGUACCCAAGAUCUUCAUUUCUAUAGUUAUACAGAAGUGCCUUUAAAAUGUUACAAAGAUGAUACUGUUUAUAAUUUGGUACAGGAUGUUUAUGUUGCAAAAGCUGGCUCGAGGCUUGCUCGAUUGUUGUCUAUCAGUCGAGAUGACUCAGUGCUUUACGCAGUAUUUACUAAGGAGAACCCGACAGGUGUCUAUGAAAACAGGACUGCACUUUGCGUUUAUUCGUUGAAAGACAUCGAAGAUGUUUUCUGGAAUAUAACGGCUGCGUGUUAUUUAGGUGAAACUACUAAAGGCUUGCCUUGGUUCAAUUCUAAAGGUCCCUGCACAGAAACUAAUUAUACGGGUGGAGAUUUUAAUAAAUUAAUUUGCGGUAAUGAUGCGAACAGCUAUAUUGGUGGUAGUACACCAGUAGAGGCUGAGGCUGCACUUGUUGCCAAAAACAUGUUCUUUACCUCUGUAACAGUGAACGUCUUUAACAAUUAUACAGUCGCGUUUAUUGGAACUUCUGAUGGUAAAAUUUUGAAGGCAAUUAUCGAGAAGGUGAGUUACAUCGAUCGCACUUUGGAAAUUACCAAUGGGCAGCCAAUAUUACAAGAUUUGGAAGUGGAUGCAGCUGGUGAAUAUCUCUUUGUCCUCACGUCAAAUAUGGUAAGUAAAGUAAAGAUUCGCCAAUGUCGUCAAGUUAAUGACUGUAAAAGUUGCCUUGAUCAACGAGACCCUUACUGUGGAUGGUGCGUGUUGGAAGGUCAGUGCAAACCAGAGAAUGAGUGUGAGAAACUGAUACCACCUGCGGACGAUCAGUGGCUUUCAGCAGACAGUCAACGCUGCCCAAUGAUUCAGUCAGUUAAACCUGAAAUGGUGCAGAUUACUGGGAAUUCGUUAUUGGACGUUGAAUUCAAAAAUUUUCCAAGUUUAAAUAGAAAUCUGUUAUGCAUUUUCGAAUUUGACGACAAAGUGAGGUCUAAACCUAUUACGGUGAGAGUGAGCGAAAUCAGAGACUUGAAUUCUGACGAUUCUGAGAAUGACGUGAUUUCUGAAACAAAGAUACUGAGAUGCACUACACCAAAUGUUGCUUUGCUUCCAAAUAUGGCGAAUAGAACAAGUACAUUAUCACGACUUUCUAUUGGAAGCGAAUUCAGAAAUCAGAUACUGGGCUACAUUAACCUAACUUUCUUUAACUGCCAACAAUUCAAGUCAUGUGCCGCUUGUGUAGAUAGUUCCUUUCCUUGCAAAUGGUGUUUAGAAUCAAGCCAGUGUGUCAAUGCGGAAACAAGUGAUUCUAGCUGUAGGGGUGAGAAAAUAAUCAGAGGGAAAAUGCGUGGCGGUUCUGGUAGGCAAGGGUCUCAGUUUUGUCCGCAGUUUAGUACAUCUGAAGAUUUCUACAUACCAUCAGGGAAAUCAAGACAGAUUACAGUGGAAGUUGCAAAUAUUAUGGAUUUUAUGCAGCAUUUUAAGUGUCAGUUCAUAAUUGAACAUUCUGAGAAGGUUAUUUUGGCUGAAAGAAAUGACAACAAGAUCAGGUGUGAAGAAAUAGAAUUUUCUUACAAUAGUCCUAGUAACAGAAAUGGAACAACCGAAGCGAUGUUUUCUAUACUGUGGUCACCACCACAAAAUAACGGUGGCUAUGCUCUCGAAAAUCUUGGUGGUACACGGAUAGUGUUGUACAAGUGUGAAGAAAUGGCCACGAAUUGUGGCUUGUGCUUAGCACUCGAUUCAAAGUUCAAUUGUGGAUGGUGUUCGCACAGGAACAAGUGCUCGCUUCUUGAAAAUUGCCCCUCCUCAGGAAAUUCGCUCUGGUUAAAUGGGACUCAGUUGUGUUCUAAUCCGGUUAUUAGCGACUUCUUUCCUAAGAAAGGCCCUGUUACUGGCGGAACUAGGAUUACUAUCGAAGGGAUCAACCUGGGUCAAAGUUAUGCUCAUGUUUUCAAUAAAGUUUCUAUCGGUGACGUAGACUGUGACGUGGAUGAAGAGCUGUACUCCGUUUCAACUCGCAUUGUCUGUGUUACAAAAAAGAGCUAUACUGGAGUCGUGGCCUACCCGAUAACUAUUAAACUGAAAGAUGAGCCUCGAUACAAGGCCAUUUCAUCUGAAAAUUUUGCAUUUGUCAAACCUGUUGUGAAUGGUAUUGACCCAUCCAAAGGGCCGCAACUGGGAGGAACUGUUGUUAAGUUAUUUGGUGAAAACCUAGACGCUGGGUCUACAAUUAAAGUCGCUUUUGGGAAUAUACCGUGCGAAGUUCUUGAAAGGUCGCAUAACGUCACACUUUGCAGAACAGCAUCGUCGCCUUCAGAUACUAGAGGAGACCUAAACGUCACAUUUGACAAUUCUUAUGAAGUUGAAAGUUUCCCUCGUAUUGUUUUCAAAUUUGAGAAAAAUCCGAAUGUUUCAAGAACAGAGUUCACCCGAAGUAUCGCUUCUGGUGGAAUAUUGGUGGAUGUUCGUGGGAUAGGCUUCAGAUCACUACAGAAGUCAUUUAUAGUUAUGUUUGACGACAACAGGGUUUUAAAAGGUGGUCAAUGCAGGGUUAUUCGCGACGAUCUUAUGCAGAGGGCUCAACCAACCAUUGACAAUCCUUUAGAGCUAGCAUACGGUUUUGAGUUUAACGGAUUUUUAUGGAACAUCUCUCGGACUGGCCGAUUUGGUCAUUUCGAUAUUUAUCCAGACCCUGUUGUCGAGAAAUUCCGAGACAUUCGUUACUAUAGGCCUGAUGAUUACUUGACGAUCAAUGGCGAAUACUUUGAUGCAGCUGCUAGGGAGCGUGAUAUAGUAGUGACAGUAGGAGGUGAAGUAUGCAAUAUCACCGUAUUAGGAGAUCGCGCACUCACCUGUAGACCUCCACUGAAAAAGCCGAGGUCUCUACGUGAUGAGGAUCCGGAAGUUAUCGUUCGUAUUGGUGAAAUAAAAACAAAAGUUGGUCACCUAUCGUAUAAUCAGAAAAAUCUUGAUUUCUCGCGCCCAGUAAUGAUUGCUGUACUUACGGUUAUAGCUCUAGUUGUGUUGGCGUUUAUAGUUUUGAUAAUUUUUUAUCGCCGUAAAAGUACAUCACAUAUGCGCGAAGCAAAGAACCUGAGAGACCAAAUGGACCAGAUUGAAAUGAGAGUAGCUACGGAGUGUAAAGAUGCUUUUGCAGAGUUACAGACUUCUAUGAAUGCAAUCACUGUGGAUGGAACACCUUUUAUUCCUUUCCUUCCAUACAAAGAAUAUAUUGUCCAGGUUUUGUUUUCUAGUAGAGGUUCAGAUAGUCAUCUUUUGAAAGAGUUGGAAGUUGAAACACACAGAGCACGUUCAAUUGAGACGGGUUUAGUGGCUUUCAACAAGCUCAUUAUGAAUAAACAUUUUUUGCUGACUGCUGUUCGCACCAUGGAGGAGAAUAUCUAUUUUCACACCAAGGAACGGGUUUAUGUUGGUUCGCUCCUUAUGGUCAUAUUGCUGGAAAAGAUGGAAUAUUGUACAGAUAUAUUAAAACAGUUGCUGAAAGAACUCAUCUCUCGGACUGUUGAUAAAAAUCUUCAUCCAAAAAUUCUGUUCAGGAGGUCAGAUAGUGUUGCUGAGCGUAUGCUUUCUGUGUGGUACGCUUUGCUUAUGUAUGAUUAUUUAAAGAAAUGUGCGGGACGGAAAAUGUAUGAACUUUAUUGGGCUAUUAAAGAGCAGAUGGAGAAAGGUCCUCAGGAUGCUAUAACACUAGAAUCACGUUAUUCGCUCUCUGAAGAAAAAUUGCUUCGUGCAAGAUUCGACUUUCAGGAGCUUAAUAUUAUUUUGCUUACUGAUAACCGCGGUGGAGGGCAGAGUGAAAUGCCGGUUAAAGUUUUGGACUGCGAUACCAUUACACAGGUGAAAGAGAAAUGUUUGGAUGCAAAGUAUAGAAGAGUUCCCUAUUCUAAACGGCCGUCUGCAAACCAACUAGACUUGGAGUUGCGCUCGAUUCAACCAUUGAUACUGCAAGAUAUUGAUAGCACUUCAAAAAUAGAACCUGGAGGGUGGAAGAAAAUGAAUACUCUUGCACAUUAUCAGAUUAUAAGCGGUGCGAAGUUUGCUUUGCUAUCUCGACAGAAUUCAAAUUACGAAAUGUCGUUUUCAAUCGAAAGAUCUACAUUCUCUUUAUCUAAGCAAAGUCCAACUCUGCCUCGUCCUUUCGGAACAAAUUCGAGUACGCAAAGUCGAGGUAUGCUUUUAGCUAGUGACUCUAACUUCAAGCAUUACCAUCUUGUGAAGCCCUCCGAACUUGGUCCAUCUAAUCAGCAAGACAAAAUGGUUACUGAAAUUUAUCUCACAAGACUGCUAACUAUGAAAGGCACUUUACAAAAGUUUAUACAAGAUCUAUUGUAUGUUAUCUUUCCAAAUGUCACUGUUGAAACUGCAUCAGCCGUUCCUCCUUGUGUCAAAUACAUGUUUGAUUUCCUCGAUGAUCAGGCAAAGGAGCAUGGCUUUGACGACGAAAAAAUUGUUCAUGCAUGGAAGAGUAAUUCUCUGCCUCUUCGGUUUUGGGUGAACUUGAUUAAAAACCCCAAUUUUGUGUUCGACAUCCAGUCCCCUAAUAAGGUAGAGGGUUGCUUAUCAGUAGUCGCUCAAACGUUAAUGGAUGCAUGUUCCACUCAAGACCAUCAGUUGACUAAAGAUUCUCCAAGCAGCAAAUUACUAUUUGCGAGGGAAAUUCAUCAAUAUAGGAAACGGGUUGACAAUUAUUAUGAUAAGAUAAGCAGUCUGCCAGUAAUCACCGACCAGGAGAUGAACGCACUACUUGCAGAAGAGUCUCGUGCUAAUACACGCAACAAAUUUUGUUUAUUUACCGCUUUAAAUGAACUUUACAGGCAGUUCAAACAAAACGAAAACAUGAUUUUGGAAGCGUUGGAAAAUAAUCAGUUUGCUGUGUCACAGAAUCUUCCACAGAAGUUUAAAGAAAUGUUGUUUUUUAUGGAAUGUACAGAUGAUCAGUUGUCCAACAGCGUUAAACCUCCAGCCUUUAAUGGCAUUCCAAAUUUUUACCAUCAGCAACCAAAAGAAGACCUAGUUUAA